Prunus persica (peach) is the source of this 2536-nucleotide messenger RNA. RefSeq names its product protein DETOXIFICATION 51. Gene Ontology annotation, molecular function: xenobiotic transmembrane transporter activity; antiporter activity. The transcript has a single exon. Gene Ontology annotation, cellular component: membrane. Gene Ontology annotation, biological process: xenobiotic detoxification by transmembrane export across the plasma membrane. NCBI's taxonomy places the organism in Eukaryota, Viridiplantae, Streptophyta, Magnoliopsida, Rosales, Rosaceae. The record is from RefSeq and is a predicted model, not a curated record. Bases 606 to 2246 code for a protein of 546 amino acids.
CAAAAAAAUCACCAGAAGAAUCCCCCUGCAAAUUUUUACUUGUUGGAAAUUGAAACCUCUGCCCCAAAAAUCCUGACAAUCUGACGUCUCUUUCUUCAAACCACAUAAACUAAACAAAACAAGUAAUUACCACAUUCUCAUAAAUACUUAAAAUUGAAAAAAAAAGAAAUGAUGUUGGAGUUUAAAGGGUAAAAAACAGAGUACAUAGAUAAACAAAGUUCAAAAUUGCAGAGAAAGACAGAAAUGCCCCAGCUCAACACAACACCUCUAUUAAUACCCUACUUUGUAUAUCCCUCUCCUCUACGCCAAAAACCAAGCCAUCCAUCUAUCCAUCCAAUCCAUCUAUCUUUCAAAGACAUAGAGUGCUCUUUACGAGAGUCUCUCUCUCUCUCUCUCUCCCUCUCUCUCUCUCUCUCAGCUGAAAACAGAGCAUCAUUCAAACAGAAACAAUUAAUCAUCAUCGAAUAUAGACAUAUAUAUAUAUAUAUAUAGGCUAGCUGCAGCACUAUAUAGGCUAGCUGCAGCACAAACAAAACAAACGUAAUUUCUUCUUCUUCUUGUUGAUCAUCACCAUCAUCAUAAUCAGCAGCAGCAGCAGCAGCAUCAUGUGCAAUCCAAAUCCUUCUGCUGCUUCAUCAACAGCCGCCAAGAAAACAGAGCACCGCCAACAGUCACAACUCUUCUUAGACUUCUUAUUUCUACCAAACACCGCCAUUAAACAUGAAACCCAUCCUGCAAAGCAUCAGCAUCAGCAGCAUCAGCAGCAACACCAACCCCCGCCACCACAGCAUUUCACUGACUCAAUUACUCUUCCAGACAUAAUAUCUGAGACCAAGUCUCUGUUUCAGCUGGCUUUCCCCAUCCUCCUCACCGCCCUCAUUCUCUACUCCCGCUCAGUCGUCUCCAUGCUCUUCCUCGGCCGCCUCGGGGACCUCGAGCUCGCCGCCGGGUCGUUGGCCAUCGCCUUCGCCAACAUCACCGGCUACUCUGUCCUCUCCGGCCUGGCCCUGGGCAUGGAGCCUCUCUGUUCCCAAGCCUUCGGAGCCCAACGUCCAAAGCUCCUCUCUUUGACCCUUCACCGCUCCGUCAUCUUCCUCGUCGUUUCGUCGCUGCCCAUUUCGCUGCUCUGGCUCAGCAUGUCCUCCAUCCUCCUGUACCUCCGCCAAGACCCAGAUAUCACAGCCAUGGCCCACACCUACCUCAUCUUCUCCCUCCCUGACCUCCUCACCAACUCCCUCAUUCACCCAAUCCGCAUUUACCUUCGUGCCCAGGGCAUCACCCACCCGCUCACGUUAGCAUCGCUCGCCGGCGCGCUCUUUCACCUGCCCAUGAACCUCCUCUUGGUCACUCGGCUUCGGCUCGGCGUGGCCGGCGUCGCUGCCGCUUCCGCUGCCUCCAAUUCGUUUGUCUUGUUGUCUCUUGUUUCUUACGUGUGGGCCAAGGGGAUACACGAGCCUACGUGGACCGCGCCGAGCCGGGAGUGCUUGACAGGCUGGAAGCCACUGCUUCGGCUCGCGGCUCCGAGCUGCGUUUCUGUCUGUUUGGAGUGGUGGUGGUACGAGAUCAUGAUCGUCUUGUGUGGGCUUCUUGUGGACCCCAGAGCAACCGUCGCCUCGAUGGGAGUGCUCAUCCAAACGACGUCGUUGAUUUACGUGUUCCCAUCCUCGCUGAGCUUCGCGGUCUCCACGCGGGUCGGGAACGAGCUCGGGGCGAAACGCCCGCACAAGGCGAAAUUAUCCUCUGCCGUCGCGGUCAUGCUGGCGUUCCUGAUGGGCCUAUCGGCAACGACCUUUGCUUCCGGGAUGAGGGGGAGCUGGGGCCGGAUUUUCACCAGCGAUGCCGAGAUCGUGCGGCUGACGUCGGCCGCGCUGCCCAUCCUAGGCCUGUGCGAACUUGGAAACUGCCCGCAGACGGUUGGGUGUGGGGUCCUCAGAGGGAGCGCGCGCCCCUCCACCGCAGCCAACGUGAACCUCAGCGCGUUCUAUCUGGUGGGCAUGCCCGUGGCGAUUGGUCUCGGGUUCUGGGUCGGGGUGGGGUUUUGUGGACUCUGGAUCGGGUUGCUGUCGGCCCAGGUUUGUUGUGCUGGGCUGAUGUUGUAUGUGGUUGGGACCACAGACUGGGAUCUCCAAGCUAAGAGGGCCCAGUCACUAACGUGCGCCGGGUGUGAAGUCGUAGUGCCUGAUUUUAAGGGUGUAGAGGAGGAGCAACAGCCGUUGAUUAUCAUUACGGUGCCUUCUUCUCGAUAAUCCAAAUAUUCCAGAUCAGAUUUAAUUUUUGCCACCAGUUUUUUAUAUAUAAAUUAUUCCUUUUUAUUUUCUUUCAGUACGAUUGUGAAUUAUUAUUAUUUUUUGGGUCACAGAUUUGGAUUUGCGUAAAAAGAAUAAAUCAACAAUUUUGUUCUUUGUUAUUAUUAAUUAAUGUGAUGAUCUGAUGAGUGGGUUCUGCUUUUUUAUUUUUUCACUCAGUGAAUCAGAUUGAGUGGGUUUUGAUUUGAUUAAUUAAAAUCGAAAACAAAAGAUUAAAGUUCAAGCACUCA